Dryobates pubescens (Downy woodpecker) is the source of this 750-nucleotide messenger RNA. Its product is annotated as olfactory receptor 2A1/2A42-like. The record is from RefSeq and is a predicted model, not a curated record. Gene Ontology annotation, molecular function: olfactory receptor activity. Gene Ontology annotation, biological process: G protein-coupled receptor signaling pathway. Gene Ontology annotation, cellular component: membrane. NCBI's taxonomy places the organism in Eukaryota, Metazoa, Chordata, Aves, Piciformes, Picidae.
AUGAGGCUGAGCCCCGUCUCUGAAUCACGGCAUCUGAGGGUUGUGCUCAGUGGGGCAGAUUCUUGCCUUGGGGUGAGGCAGGACUUGCCUUGGGUGAGGCUGAGGAGCCUCCUUGGACAAGGCAGGAGCAUCUCUUGCUGGGCAUGAGAUACAGUCUGUGCUCUUACAGAGCCUGUGCUGCUGGCUGUGAUGCCUUGUGAUCACUGUGUGGCAAUUUGUCAUCCCCUCUGCUAUGCCCUCAUUAUGACCUGGAGGAUGUGCCUCCCCCUUGCAGCACUUUCAUGGGCUUUUGGGUUCAUAGUUGGUUUGCUAAAAGCUUCUCUGGCUUUACACCUGCCCUUUUGUGGUCCCUCUGAGGUUGGGCACUACUACUGUGAAAUCCUUUUUGUCUUAAAGCUGACUUGCACUGGCACUAGUGUCUGUGAAGCCCUGAUAUUUGAAGCUUGUGUGUGCUUCCUCCCCUUCCCUUUAGACUUAAUCCUGAUUUCGUACCUGCACAUCAUGGCCACCAUGCUGCCCAUCUGCUGAGAACCAGGAUGGUACAAAAGCUUCUCAGCGUGCAACUGCCUCCUAACUGGGGUUGCUCUGUUCAAUGGAAAUGCCAUCUCUGUGUGCAUGGUGCCUGGCAGUAAUUCCUCUGAGGUGGUGUUUUCCCUUUUCUACAGUCUCCUCAGUCCCACUUUGAAAUCCCUGAUCUAGAGUGUGAGGAAGAAGCUCCAGAAAAGGAACAGAGACUUUCAUUCUGCAUAG